Molecule: messenger RNA, 8766 nt
Organism: Terrapene triunguis (Three-toed box turtle)
Lineage: Eukaryota; Metazoa; Chordata; Testudines; Emydidae
Gene: DNHD1
Product: dynein heavy chain domain 1
Exons: 30
Coding region: 1-8766 (2921 amino acids)
Biological process (GO): microtubule-based movement
Cellular component (GO): dynein complex
Molecular function (GO): ATP binding; minus-end-directed microtubule motor activity; dynein intermediate chain binding
Source: RefSeq, a predicted model, not a curated record
AUGCAGUCUUCCCCGACUCACCCCAGUCUGUUCCCUGCUGCUGCUGACCCAGGUGGCAGAGAGCCCAGGAGCUCCCAGCCAGCAGAGCAUGGCUGGGCCUGGGGUGUCCGCCAGCGCCUUGCUGCCCAGCUCCAAGAGACGGGGAGGCCUGAUCCCCAGCACCUGGACAUGCUCGUGGCAGAGCUGGUCGCUGUGUUUGCGAAGGUGCUGCAGAGGAGCAGCCGAAGUGCCUGGCUGCACCUGCUGGAUGUCCUGCAGCUCCUCAGCCCCUUCCGGGAGCAGCUGCGUUGCCGGGAGGAACUGCUGCCCUACCUGGAGAGCCUCUGUUACCAGUACCACCGCAGUCAGGCCCUCGUGUCUGACCUAGAUGUCCUGGGAGCCAUGGGCCAGGCCUUCCCCAGGGACCACUCAGAGCUGUGUGCCCAUCCACGUGCUGUACACGGCAGGGAUCCAGUGCCCCCAGCCAAUCUGCUCCCUGUUGGCUCCGAGCCAGCCUUCGCAGGGCAGCCCUGCCCCUUUGUCCUAGAGCAGGAGGUCGAAGAACCAGCAGCCGUGUGCCAGCCAGGCCCAGUGUCUUUGCAGGAGUUGCAGAGAUGUGUGGGUCUGGUGGGCAUGGAGCUGGCUCAGGACGAGACCCAGUGGAAAAGCGGCCUGGGCCUCAUGUCCCUCGCCCUUGGUACAGAGGUGCCUGUGAAGUAUUGCUGUGCCGAGCUGAGGCUCCUUCCAGACCCAGGCCGAGAGGCUGCUGCACCCGCUCCACAGGUAGUGGAAGGAGAGCAGGGCUUCUCCUGGCAGUCCCUGACAGGGCUCCGGGCUGCUGAGAUUUUUGUGAGGAACAGGCACCUGAGGAAAAUCAACUUUGUCUACCUCAACGUUGCCCCCAACAGGCACUUCAGGCCCUACGACCUGGUUGUGGUUCCUAAGCGCCAGGCCAACCCCCAGCACUAUGUCUUCUCCCCCUUUGGGGUGCUCCACGUGCACCCUGAAGAAGGUGCUGAGGCCCUGACACUUGGAGAGUGGCACCGAGAGGCCACGCUGUGGCAGCUACUCCAGUGCAUCCCCUUCUUCAAGCACUGCCUCGUCCGCAAAGCCUUUGCCCGCUGGUGGCAGAAUGUGAAGCACCUGCAGCUGCUGAGACGCCAGGAAGCUCUGGGCAGGCACCUGCUCCUGGCUGUGCCCCACUUUGGAGCAGCACUGCUCCACGUCUCCAGACUCCUGCAGGAGCUAAGAUCUGUACACUGGCUGCCCCAGGAUGACUCCAAAUGCUACCCCUUCCCGGAGCUACAGCGGGCCCUGGCCCAAGAGAACGGCCGUGCCCGAGGCCUGCUCAGGAGGUUCCUCACCCUCUGCUCAGCCAUUCUCGAGCUGGUGCGGGAUGACACAUACAAGACAGUGCACGGGCUGCAGACCCAAGUGCAGAGCUACAAGCUCUACAUCACCAAGGAGUCCCUGUAUAAGCAGAGAGUCCACUACAGGGACCUGGAGAGGAGGCUGAAGGAAGCCGAGUUCUGGAUGCAGAGGCUGGGCAGCCUGGCCCAGCUGGUGAACCUCCUGACCUGCCAGAACCUGGUCUCCAUCGUGCAGGAGGAGGUCACAGCGUUCGUUAGCAACGUCAUGAAGGCCAAUGGUACCAUGCGGAAGGCUGUCCUCCGAGUGCACCUGGUGUUUGAUGCUGACAGCCAACUGGUCCCCUUUCCCUCCAGUCAGGUGCUGGAAACCAGCCUGCUGGGGGCCCUGGAGGCCGUGGUGGAAUCUGUACUGCAGGAGACCCGCACCAGGAAAGAGAAGCCAGUGACCCAACCUGAGCAGAGUCCUGGAGAGACAGAGACUCUCAGAAGUCAGGACUUGGCGAUGGUGCUGUGCAAUCCCCAGCCAAGUGCCCUUCGAGAGGCAGAUAAAGGAGGCCCUGAGGCCCUGGCCCCCGAGUCCACCGAUGAGCUGCUCCAGAGUCUGCCUGCUGAGGUGCUCUGUGGCCAGGAGCCACAGCUGGUGCACCAUCUGGAUCUGAAGGUCAUCGGGGGCCUGGAGGUGAGUGGGCACCGGCUGAGGAGCCAGUACCCAGUGCCGUCGAGGGAGCAACUGGAGCAGGACCUGCGCUCGGACAGCAGUAUCCAGGGGGCCCUGGCUAGCCAGCGGGCUUUGCUGGCGGAGGCACUGAGUGAGACCCAGGAGAUCUGCAAGCAGCACACGUGGGUGGCAGAGAUCCACAGCUUUGCUCACAGCUGGAGCCCCAAGCAGCUGGAGCUGAUGAAGGGCUGGCCCGCGGGCAAAUAUGUGCAGCGAGUCGUACAGCUGCGUGCCUGGGCAGAACGUGUCAGAGAGGUGCCUUCCAUGGUCAUCACCUGCAACCGGCUCCUCUUGGUGGAUUGCAGCAGCGUGCAGCAGGAGAUUGUGCCCCUGCUGGACUCCGUCAUCAAAGAGAUCGUCUCCCUGCUGUUGAGUGAAACGUCCCAGCGCAGCGAGAUCCUCAUUUCCGAGCUUGGCGGGGUCGUGCAGCUCUACCAGAGCGUCAGCACUGACAUCUUCACCAUCGCCAAGUGCUCCCAGAAGCUGGAGCAAUACCAGGGCCAGAUGACAGAGCUGCAGGAGCGUGUGGAGUAUGUGCGAGCUCUGAACGAGGUGAUCCGUCAGCACUUCCGCCCACUCAGCCUGGAUGAGGAGAACCUGGAGAACCUGCUCCUGGACACCUGGGAGGCCUUCGUGUACCAGCAGCAGGAGGCCUCGGACUUCAUUGUCUCACGGCGCCUCAGCAUCAUUGCUGAGCUGGUAGACUCGCUGCAGAGAGCCAGACAGGAGCUGCAGGACUUGCUGACCACGGCCACCACAGGGCAGUUCCUGGACCCCUCCCAGAGCCCGCGUGCAAUGGAGCAAGAGCUGCGAGAGCUGUACCGCCGCUUCCAGGCCAUGGCCACCCGGGUGGCUGAGCUGUGCCGCUCCCAGAGGAUCCUCACAGGGGAGCGGACAGACGUCUCCUUUGUAGCCAGGAGCCGGGGGCUCAUUGAAGCCCAUGAGCACAUCUGGAGGCUGCUACGCACCAUCUCCGAGCAGAUCACUGAAUGGAGGUGCCUCGCCUUCAGCAAGUUCAACAUCCCCCUGGCCACGGAGAAGAUGGCUGAGUGGCAGAGGGAAGCGUCCCACAUGGAAAAGUCCCUGCCUGCCAAUCACCCCAUCCUGCAGGCCUGUGUGCACAUGAUCACUAGUUUCCAGCAGUUUCUGCCCCUGCUUGAGAAGCUGGCCAGCCCACUCAUGAAGAGUAGCUGCUGGAGGGAGUUCUUCACGGCAAUGGGAGUGAAGUGCCCUGUCAACCUGCAGUUCACGCUGGGCCAGCUGCUGUCCUACCCGCUUCUGGAACACAGCGACACCAUCCUCAAGAUCUGGUCAAGUGAGCGAGGCCGUUGCCGCUCCCUGGACAUCCUGCGCCGGCUGCAGAAGGCCUGGGCUGAGAGGCAGUUCCGUUUGGUCAACUUCAUCCUGAGCGUGCCCUACCAGGCCCCACUGCCCGACCGUGCCCGCCGGCCGCCCAGCAGGCGCUACCGCCCACCCAAGCAGGAGUACGUCUCCAAGGACAGCGGCACCUUCGUGCUGGCUGACACAGCAGAACUCAAGGCCCUGACGGAGAAAAGCCUGCUAACCUUGAAGAACAUCAUCCUCUCACCCCACGCCAUGGAGCUCCGGGAGGAGGCAGAGAGCUGGACCAGAGCCCUGCUGGAUGUCUGGGUCAGUUUCCAGCAGAAGUGGAUUUUCCUGAAUAUAGUGCUGUAUGAGAUGGACAUCAGCCUGCCCAGCAGCGAGCUGGAUUGCCUGUUCCAGAAGCUGGACAGCAGGUUCCGGGAGCUCAUGCAGGUGACGUCCAAGCACCCCCUGGUGCUAUCCAGCAUGAUGCCUAUGGCCACCUCCAACCGGGAAAGCCGCUUUAUGGGUGUGCCCCUGCAGACCAUGCUGAGCGAGGGGGUUGAGGACCUGCAGCGCAUCAUCCACGCACUGGAGUACGUGCUGGAGGCUACGCGCAUGGGCUUCCCCCGCCUCUUCUUCCUCAGCAACACAGAGGUGGUGGCUAUGAUGGCCUCACCUGCGGAGCCCAUGGAGGUGACCACCUGGGCCCGCCGCUGCUUCCCAACUGUGCACCAGCUGGCCUUCCGUGAGCCCUCGGCCACUCGAGACCCUGCCACCUAUGCUGUCCUGCUGCCCAGGGCAGAGGCCACGGGCCUGGUGGGAGCCUGUGGGGAGACGGUGCCGUUGUGUUCCCCGUUGCUCCUCAACCAGAAGGUCACUAAAUGGCUGUGCGCCCUGGAGCAGCGCAUGAAGGAGGCCCUCUUCCACCUGCUGCAGGCAUGCAUGGCCCAGCGCCUGGCUCUGCGGCCCCAGCUCGACGUGGCCUUCGAGCACCACCCAGGUCCCACCGAGCUGCCGCUGCACCUGCUGGUGGAGCACUGGGGGCAGCUGGCAACAAGCUUCCCGGCCCAGUGCGUGCUGCUGGCCGAGGAGGCCUUGUGGUUUGCGGAUGUGCAGGAGCGGCUCUUCGGCCCCGUGCGCAGGCUUGGCCUCAAGCUCAAGCACCGACUCAAGCUGGAGGCCCUGGCCCACUAUGUCCGGAACUACCGCAGCAGCCAGGCCGGGCAGCCGGGCAGCGGGCAGCUCAGCACCCUGCUGGGGGCCCUGCUCACGGUCACCGUGCGCCAGCGCGACGUGCUGGCCCACCUGCUGCAGCGCAAGGUCGACUCACCCACCGCCUUUGCCUGGGCCCAGCUGCUCAAGUACCGGCUGGUCCUGCACCCUGAGAGUGCCAGGGCAGUCGGGGCCCCCCUUGAGAGCUGGGCCGCCAGCCCCCCCGGCUGCUGGGCCGAGGUCCUCGACAUCCACCUGCACUAUGGCUAUGAGUAUGUGGGGAACUGCCCCCACCUGGUGGGGGGCCCUCAGCUGGAGAGGAGCUUCUUGGGCUUACUGCUUGCCCUGGAGGAGUUCCGCUGUGGUGCGGCUCUGGGCUGCCACGGGGUCGGGAAGACGGCCACCAUGCAGCACCUGGCCAGGGCUCUGGGCCGCCAGCUCGUCACCCUGCACUGCUCCCAGCAGAUGGGCCUUGGCCUCCUCCGCCAACACCUGAGUGGGGCUGUGCAGGCCGGGGCCUGGCUGCUGCUGGAGGCAGUGGACCAGCUGGGGCCCGGUGUCCUGUCAGGGUUCAGCCAGCUCCUGUCAGACCUGCAGAUGCUCUGCAUGGGCCUGCAGGUGGAGACGGGCCAGGUGAGCCCCAGCCACAAAUCCAAGAGCAGGGACGGGGAGGGGCAGGAGCAGCCUGCAAGGACCCUGCCAGAGCUGGGCCUGAAUGAAGCUGAGCCGUACCAGCCCCGCGUGCUGGGCAACAUCCUCUUCGGGGAGCGGCUGCUGCGGGUCAGGGAGACCUACGGCUGCCUGGCCACCCUGCAGCGUCUCCCUGAGCUCCUGCGCCUGGCCCUUCGCCCCGUGGCCCUGCUGCCCCCCGACCUGCACAAGGUGGCCGAGGUGACCUUGCUGGCAGCUGGCUUCCGGGAAGCAGCACACCUGGCCAAGAAGCUGAGCUAUUUCUUCUGGCUGGAGGGGGAGCUGGGCCCGGGCCCUGCACCCAGCCGGCUGGCCCUGUUCAAGGGGGUCAUUGAGGCAGCCAUUGGCAUUGUGUAUCCACCUGUGGUGAGGCCAGAGCCAGAGCCCGGGGAGCAGCUCACAGCCCAGCAGUCGUCCUUCGAGAGCCUGGCUGAGGAGCCUGCCCUCAUCCAAGCUCUCUGCCUCUCGCCCUUCUUGUCUGCCCUGGAGGACCCCCGGCUGAGUCGAGUGUGGGAGCUGCUCCGAGGGGUCUUCCCUGCCUCCUGCUCCCUGGUCCCCGAGGCCCAUGCGCCCCCCAGGCUGCUGAGUGCUGUGACAGCGCAGCUGCACGAGGACAAGCUCCACGCAGACCCCGAGCUCACCAGCACCAUAGUGCAGCUUUGCCAGGCCCUGCUGGGCUCACCGGGGGUCCUGCUGGUGGGGCCCUCUGGCAGCGGCAAGACCACAGCCUGGAAGACCCUGGCUAAGGUGCUGAGCAGGCUGGCUGUGAGUGCGUCCUUGGAGCUGGCGCCAGGAGCGGGCAGGCCAGGCACUCGGAAGGACGUGGCAUACCUGCCCAUCAGCACUGUCUGCCUGUGCCCCAACAGCCUCAGCACCGCUGAAUUCCUGGGCAGGCUUGAGGGAGGCAUCUGGAGGGAGGGCGUUUUCUCCAGGCUCCUGCAGAGAAUGGCUUCCUCAGCCCCUGCGGCUGGGCUGGCCGUGUCAGGCACCCAGCAAUGGCUGGUGCUGGACGGGUCUGUCAGCUCCGAGUGGCUGGAUCCCAUCUCGUCGCUGUUCAGCGCAGAGCCCACUCUCAGCCUGCCAAACGGGCAGCGGCUCCAUCCCCCAGAGGGUGUGAAGUUCCUCUUUGAGCUGCCUGAUGCCUCCAGCAUCUCACCGUCCAUCUCCACACACUGCACCCUCCUGCACUGUGGGGGCUCGUGUGUCUGGCGAGCACUGCUGGCCUCAUCCCUAGCCACCAUCUACCACACGUACAGCGUGAGCCAGGAGAGCGUGGUCAUGCUGCGUGGCCUCGCUGAGGAUGUCUUCCCUCCCACGCUCACCUUCCUGCAGCAGCAUUGCAGCUCUGUGCUGCAGCCUCACGCCGACCUGCGCAGCCCCAUGGCCUGGGGCAUCCCAGAGACCACAGCCUUCACCAGGCUCCUGAAGGCUCUGCUGGACCAACACCUGAGCCAUGACAAGGCGAAGGCCCAGCCCCUGAGAAGGGAGGACCAGGCAGUGGCUGAGACCAGCGGUGCUGGGGUCUCAGCUGCCCCUUCACACUGGGGCUUGGAUGAAGCUGUCCCACCCCAUCACCACCUGCUCGUCCGCAGCAUCUUCGUGUUUGCCUACAUCUGGGGCUUCAGUGGCCACCUGCACCCCAGACACUGGGCCAUCUUUGACAGCUUUGCCCGUAGAGUCCUGUACAGCAGCAGCUAUGCCAUAGAGCUGCCUUCAGCCGAUUCUGUCUUUGACCUCUAUCCCCAGCCUGAGGAUGGGAAGCUGGAGGUCUUUGAUGGGAAGUAUCUGUCCGGCAGAAUCAAGGCAGUUCCUGAGAGUUUCACCAUCCUGCCCCAGUACGAGCGACUCCUCUACGUGCUGGACCUGCUCCUGGGCUCGAGGCAGCCAGUGCUCCUGGCCGGGGAGCCCAGCUGCGGCAAGUCAUCCUUCGCAGAGCUGCUGAUCCAGCCCAAUCACUUCUACCAUCGUGUCGCCAUCUCGCCUGCCCUCGGCGCGGACCACGUGCGCCGGCUGCUGGAGAGCCACAUCCUGAGCAGCAUGCGGGACAAGGCCCUGUUCACCGGCCUCCCUGGGUCCCGGCCCCCUGGCGCCAGGGGCGGGAGGAGCUGCUACCUGCUCCUGCUGGAUGACCUGCACGCCGCCGAGCUGAGCCUACACAACAUGUUCGCAGACCAUCUAAGCAGCAUUUUCAGAAUCACAAAUGGUUCACAAAGGAUUCAGGUGUCAAGUCCACUGUCAAUCAGAGAGCUGCUCUUCUACCCGAAGGACGAGCUCCCCAACGACCUGUUCCAGGCUCUGGGCCAGGUGGUGUCGGACGAGAGCUUCUGCGCUGCCUCCCUGCAGAGCGUCAGCAAAGCCGCGGCUGCCCUGUGCCAGUGGAUCUGCGCCAUCUACUGGUACCACCGGGCUCUGCGCAUCUGGGAGCCCACCUUGAUGCAGCUGCAGCACUGCAAGUUCCAGAUUCGGGCGGAGAAGGGGCGGCUGGGCGACCGGCGCCUGCAGGCUGAGAAGCUGAACGAGUUGAGCUCGAGCUGGGGCUUGGAGCUGCUGCAGGCCACCGAGCAUCAGGAGGCCCUGGCCCGCGAACUCAGUCACGUCCUGCAGGAGAAGGAGAAGGCUGACACCGUUGAGAGCUCGGUGGCAACGCACGUGGCCAACUGGACAGCGGCUGUGAAGCACUUGGAGCAGAACUGCAGCACGGCCCAGGGGGACGCACUCCUUUGUGCAGCCGCUCUCUCCUACAUGGGCGCCUUCCCCCCGCCGCGGCGCCAGGAGCUGCUGGAGAAGUGGCAGGAUAUCUGUGCCAGGCGCCAAAGCUCCCUGGGGCCAGACGACGUGCGGAGGUUGCUGGAGAAGGAGCUGCCCUGCCCUGGCCCAGCCCCCCGGGGCCCAGCCCUGCUGCCUGUGCGCCAGGACUUCAGCUUGCUGGCCCUGCUGAGCUCAGAGAGGGAGCAGCGUGCCUGGGACAGGGACCAGAAGCCGCAGGACUGGGCCGGGCGCCAGGCCGCCCUGCUGCUCCGCACAGACACUCACGCCUGCUCCCGCUGCUGGUCCCUGCUGCUCGACCCUGACCAGCAGGCCCUCACCUGGCUCCUCAUGGCACAGAAAGCGGAUGAGGACGAGUCCCUGCUCUUCGCCGGCUCGGACACGCUGUCCAGUGCCGAGGAGUCAGGGAGCAAUGAAGAGUCACCUGAGAAAAAUCUCCAGGUGCUGUCGGCUACAGACCCCAGGCUGGAGCACAACCUCCUGGCUGCAGCCAGCACCGGGCUGCCCAUCCUGCUCCUGGACUUUGAGAGGAGCCCCUGCUGCCCGGCUCUCCUGCAGCUCCUGCAGAAGGAGACGCUGCUGGGGGCGGGGGGCUGCACCCUGCACUCCGAAUCGCUCGGGGUGGUGCAGGUGCUGCCCUCUUUCCGGCUCUACCUGAGCACCACUCUGCCGCUCCGUGCCUUGGGGAAAGAAAAGAAGGAGUAG